Molecule: messenger RNA, 249 nt
Organism: Pelobates cultripes (western spadefoot toad)
Lineage: Eukaryota; Metazoa; Chordata; Amphibia; Anura; Pelobatidae
Source: the annotation of a GenBank genome assembly
AUGGGUGGAAACAAGAAGAAGAAAGAAAUUGCCCCAUCUGUGGCCUCCAUAUUCCGCAUGCCAUCCGACCAACAGAAAACAUCAACCUCGCAAGCAGAAGAGGACUCGGGCUCCGACACAGAGAGCCUCGACACGACGACACACCCAGCGGCCCCCAUUACCAUCGGGGUACUAUGCGAAAUGCUGCAACAAGCGACUACAAAGGCCCACGUGGCCGUAGAGAUCGGGAGGCAUGCAGAACGGAUAUAG